Molecule: messenger RNA, 1212 nt
Organism: Protopterus annectens (West African lungfish)
Lineage: Eukaryota; Metazoa; Chordata; Ceratodontiformes; Protopteridae
Product: olfactory receptor 2AT4-like
Exons: 2
Coding region: 1-1212 (403 amino acids)
Biological process (GO): G protein-coupled receptor signaling pathway
Cellular component (GO): membrane
Molecular function (GO): G protein-coupled receptor activity; olfactory receptor activity
Source: RefSeq, a predicted model, not a curated record
AUGGCUCGGAUGGUCUCUGAUAUGAAGACUUUUACAAGGGAAUGUGAUAAAGUUUUGGAUAUGUUUGAAAAAAGAGGUUAUCCAUCAGGAUUUUUGGUAGAAUUAAAGGAUGAGGUUGUGAGAAAAAGACGGAACAGUGUAUUUUUACCACUUUUAGGCACUGGCGGUUCCGCCACCAUGGUUAGUAAUAUAAUAGAGAGGGAUAAUAGUAUGAGUUGCAUUCUUACCUACAGCCUGGAUAGUAUUAAUUCUACAUUGGCAAUGGAGACAUGCAAUAAAAACCACAGUCAAAUCACAGAGUUUAUUCUAGCAGGAUUUCCAUAUUUCCAUGGUUAUCAACCAGCUUUAUUCAUCAUUUUUCUGAUCAUCUAUAUUAUAAUACUAACAGGAAAUACUUUAAUUCUGAUUGCAGUUGUGACAGAUCGGAAGUUGUACAAGCCCAUGUACUUCUUUCUUUGCAACCUUGCUGUCUUAGACAUAAUAUUUACCACUACAACCAUCCCUAAAAUGCUGGCAUUGUUCCUGAUUAAUGCUAACACUAUUUCAUUUGUUGAAUGUUUUGCACAAAUGUGCAUCUCGCAUACCAUGGGAGAGUUUGAAUGUUUACUUCUUAUGAUAAUGGCAUAUGAUCGUUAUACAGCAGUGUAUAACCCUCUGCAUUACAUGUCUAUUAUGAAUAAAACAUUUAACAUACUAAUGACUGCACUGAGUUUUGCAGUGGCUUGCACAGUAGCUGUGUCAAUUACUAUUUUUACUGCUCAAUUUCCCUUCAGGGGUACAAAUAAAAUUAAUCACUGCUUUUGUGAUCAUUUUUUUAUUGCCAGAUUAUCCUGUGCAGAUAUCACGCCUCUUAACAUCUGGUCAAUGUCAAUUAUUAUUGUAGUAGUAUUCAUGCCAUUUUGCCUUGUAGUAUAUUCAUAUAUCAAUAUAUUCAAAACUGUACUAAAAAUGAAUUCUGUAGCUGGGCGUCAGAAGACAUUUUCAACUUGUAGUUCUCAUUUAACAGUUGUGAUAAUAUAUUAUGUGUCAAUUGUUAUUAGUUCUUCCUCUUACAGAUCUGAUGUGUCUGAUGAAUUCCAUGCUCUUGGUUCUAUUUUCUUCUCUGUUUUUGCUCCUACCCUUAAUCCAAUUAUUUACACACUGAGAAACAAAGAUGUUCAGGAGGCUGUUAAAAAUUUUAUAAAAGCAAGAAUAAUUGUUCAUAACAUCUGA